GCGGAGUGAUCCAUCGCCUCGGUCCCGCGAUCUUUGGUCACUCACUUAUCAGCGAGGAAACUUUAAAAUCCAUUCGUCCAGCUGUAACCUGAGGGUCCACCCCUUCCUCUAAUGCUGCGGAACCGUGUCCAGGCUCCAACCUGCUGCGACUAUCGAUCACUUCACAUGUCAUAUGCUGCAGGAAGUGGACUGGCGAUCUGAGACGGAUCUCGGAGCACGAGUUAACUAACAGUCUCCUCUGUUUGAAGACACCAAACUUAACAACAUCAACGAUAUGCCUCUGCGGGUGGUAAUGGAGGGCCCUGGACCCUGGGGAUUCAGGCUGGUUGGGGGAAAGGACUUCGAGCAGCCACUGGCUAUUUCCCGGGUCACCCCUGGGAGUAAAGCAGCCCAGGCCAACCUGUGUAUCGGAGACAUGAUCUUGGCUAUCGACGGACAGUCGACAGAGGACAUGACUCACUUGGAAGCUCAGAACAAGAUCAAGGCGUGCAUAGAGGAGAUGGUGCUCUCCAUAGAUAGGUCAGAAGCUAAAUUGUGGUCGCCGCUUUCAUCCGAGGAAGGGAGGACACAUCCAUACAAGAUGAAUCUUGCAUCAGAGCCACGGGAGGUGAAACACAUAGGCUCGACCCACAACAGGAGCGCCCUGCCCUUCUCCGGCUUUGGUUCCAAAGUUGUGACCAACCAGUACAACAGCCCCUCUGGUCUCUACUCUUCAGAGAACAUCAAGAACUUCAACUCGGCUGUGGACGAAGUCAAAACCAUGACCACAACCAAUGAGCCCAACAGCAAAGCUCCUUCAGAUCCGGCAAAAACAGGCAAGCGGCCGCCUGUGGCAGCGGAUUCAGAGGUCUACAAGAUGCUGCAGGAGAACCAAGAGUCUGAUGAGCCCCCUCGACAGUCAGCUUCAUUCAAGGUACUUCAGGAGAUCCUGGAGACAGGUGACUCUGAUAAACCAUCGGGGUUCAGGAGCGUGAAAGCACCCACAACAAAGAUCGCAUCCUCAGUGGGAAAUGCAGAGAAGUUACCCAUCUGUGACAAAUGUGGAUCCGGGAUUGUGGGGAUGGUGGUGAAGCUGAGGGAUAAGUUGCUCCACCAGGAGUGCUACACCUGCACGCACUGCAACAUCAACCUAAAACAGAAGGGACAUUUCUUUGUGGAGGACAAGAUUUAUUGUGAGACGCACGCACGGGAGCGAGUGACUCCCCCUGAGGGCUACGACGUGGUCACAGUCUUCCCCAAGUAGAGCGCUCGCUGAGCUCAGCCUCGGACUGCACGCCGCUGUAGGACACCAUGACAUAAUCCAAGACAUUUAGCUCAUUUAGCUGCUCCUAAGACUAUAAAACUGUCUCCACUCUCACUCUGCUUCAGUACAGUCAGGACAGUAGGCAGGACAGUAAAGAACUACAUGUUUCAAACUGUUGAUUUGCACAUUAGCUUUGGCUUCUACAAAAAGGAAAAUUAAUGAAUACUAUGAGAUGAUGACAUUUAUUUUUUUUCUCUCCCUAAAAAAAUAUUUUCUAUUUUAGUCAUGUUUGUCUUUGUACACGUUCAGGAUGUUCUUUUCGAUCAUGGAAAACAAUGGAAAGCCAGACUUGUUUUCACCCUCACAAGAGACUAAAUGUUUUCUACAGUUUUAUUAAAUAAAUAGACCUACCUUUUAUGCAGAAAAAUGGCUCAAAAACACAUUUCAAUAUCAUUGCCAAAUAAAUAUUUUAGCUUAAACCAGUA
This is a messenger RNA of Toxotes jaculatrix (banded archerfish), 1728 nucleotides long. RefSeq names its product PDZ and LIM domain 1 (elfin) (gene pdlim1). Lineage: Eukaryota; Metazoa; Chordata; Actinopteri; Toxotidae. The coding region runs from base 275 to 1243 and encodes 322 amino acids. The transcript is spliced from 7 exons. Gene Ontology annotation, cellular component: adherens junction; filamentous actin; Z disc. Gene Ontology annotation, molecular function: actin binding; muscle alpha-actinin binding. The record is from RefSeq and is a predicted model, not a curated record. Gene Ontology annotation, biological process: actin cytoskeleton organization; heart development; muscle structure development.